CCGAGACCCCCGACGCCGCCGCCGCCUCCUUCGAGCGGGGCCCAGGCCCAGCCGCUGCCACCGCUGCCGCCGCCGAGCUCUGCCGCCGCCGCCGCCGAGCACCAUGGGAGACGCCGGGAGCGAGCGCAGCAAAGCGCCCAGCCUGCCGCCUCGCUGUCCCUGCGGCUUCUGGGGGUCCAGCAAGACUAUGAACCUCUGUUCCAAAUGCUUUGCUGAUUUUCAAAAGAAACAACCAGACGAUGAUUCCGCUCCAAGUACGAGUAACAGCCAAUCAGAUUUGUUUUCUGAAGAGACCACCAGUGACAACAACAAUACCUCGAUAACCACGCCAACUCUUAGUCCCAGCCAGCAGCCGCUUCCGACAGAACUGAAUGUAACUUCACCAAGUAAAGAGGAGUGUGGGCCAUGCACAGAUACAGCUCAUGUCUCGUUAAUCACACCAACCAAAAGAUCCUGUGGUACAGAUUCACAGUCUGAGAAUGAAGCUUCGCCAGUGAAACGGCCACGACUACUGGAGAGUACUGAACGAUCUGAGGAGACCAGCCGAUCUAAACAGAAAAGUCGACGUCGGUGCUUCCAGUGCCAAACCAAACUGGAGCUGGUGCAGCAGGAACUGGGAUCAUGCCGCUGCGGUUACGUGUUCUGUAUGUUACAUCGCCUCCCCGAGCAGCACGACUGCACGUUUGACCACAUGGGCCAUGGCCGAGAGGAAGCCAUCAUGAAAAUGGUGAAACUGGACCGGAAAGUGGGGCGCUCUUGCCAGCGCAUUGGGGAGGGGUGCUCCUGAAGGCCGGUGCGGCCGCCGCGAGACGCUGUUCUUAGUUCACUAAUGUUAGCCUUAUUUAGGACAAAGUCAGCCAGACACCUUGUACUGGGCACACGUCAGACUACAGCCAGUCCGUUUCCUUUCCUUAGCCAGCCAUCCUGGUACUGUAGUUUAGGGGUUGAUGGUGGUUGAAAUUGAUUUCUGGCUGGUUACUAAGGUGCCUGCUAGCCAUUGUAUAAAAUUAAAACAUGAAGAAUA
Molecule: messenger RNA, 1024 nt
Organism: Camelus dromedarius (Arabian camel)
Lineage: Eukaryota; Metazoa; Chordata; Mammalia; Artiodactyla; Camelidae
Gene: ZFAND3
Product: zinc finger AN1-type containing 3
Exons: 6
Coding region: 104-787 (227 amino acids)
Molecular function (GO): zinc ion binding; DNA binding
Source: RefSeq, a predicted model, not a curated record